Molecule: messenger RNA, 927 nt
Organism: Didymodactylos carnosus
Lineage: Eukaryota; Metazoa; Rotifera; Eurotatoria; Philodinida; Philodinidae
Source: the annotation of a GenBank genome assembly
AUGAAUGAUAACGAGAGUACAACAACAAACGGCGAUGAUGAUAAUGAAAGUGUUACAACAUCAUCAUUUGAUUCAAGAAAAUUUCCGAGCAUGUUCAAUCGUACAACAUCAUCAAAUCCAUUUGAAAUGUUUGAAAUACUAACAAAAGCUGUAUUUGAAAAAUUUUUUAAUGAUGAUUUAUUUUGGCAUCAUUUUGCUAAUGGUUCAAGUGAGAUGGAUAAUGGAGUACAUUUUCCAAAUUUAAAUGCAUCACGUCAAAAUUCUAGUCGUUUACGUAGUUCAUCACAACGACGUCCAUCAUCGCCCACUGUACAUCGAACAAAAAUAAAUACUGGAACAAAUUUAAAUAAUAAUAAUUCAAAAGCACAUGAAAUGCAUUUUGAAUGGUUAGGUAAUAAUAAAAAACGUCGUCAAACACCACCACAAUCGGCAUUUACUCGAUUUGAUUCAGAGGAAGAAAAUGAAGAUAAUGAAAAUAAUCAAGACUAUUUAUUUAAAAAACAGCAAACUCAAUCACCGAGUUUUCCUACGCGAUUACGACGACGAACAAUGGCUGAUCAUCGUCUUGAAUCAUGUCAAUAUUGUUUUUGUCCAUUAACAUCGUCUGAAAAUCGUCUACAACAUGAAGCAAAUUGUAAACAAAAUCGAAAAUAUCCAUCAUCAAUGUUCACAACGAGAAAUAUAAACAAUAAUUCAAAGAUGAGUAAAACUGAUGAAAAUAUAUUUGCUUCAUCAUCCCAUGUGAAAUGUAAUUAUUGUCAUGAAUUAAUUCGUUCAUCAGAUAAAUUUGAUCACGAAACAUUAUGCAAACAUUAUGGUUUGAAAAAAAGCACUACCGCAACAAAAGAUCGUAAAUAUAACCCAACUACAUCACCCUCAUCAACAACAAAAUCAUCUACAUUGAACGGUAAUAAUAGUUACAAAUAA